AUGACUACCGACGAGUUAAUCGACCAUGUUCAAAAGAAACUAGAGGAGACAGAUGCCAGAUUAACCACAAAAAUGUUUCACGUCAAUGGAACUCUUCAGCGCUUGGGAAGAAGAGUCCUUCCAAGGGGAGAACUCCUGUACCUCUGGCUGACCCUGGAAUUGGAAUCGAAUGAAAUGCCCGAGGAGUAUCAAAAGAAUAACGAUGUAUUCGUCAAAACCUUUUACGAACGACUGGAGAUAAAGAAAAAAGGGUGGAGAGUUUGCGACCAAAGAAUCUUUUAA
Molecule: messenger RNA, 282 nt
Organism: Botrytis sinoallii
Lineage: Eukaryota; Fungi; Ascomycota; Leotiomycetes; Helotiales; Sclerotiniaceae
Exons: 1
Coding region: 1-282 (93 amino acids)
Source: RefSeq, a predicted model, not a curated record